Molecule: messenger RNA, 1135 nt
Organism: Dicrocoelium dendriticum
Lineage: Eukaryota; Metazoa; Platyhelminthes; Trematoda; Plagiorchiida; Dicrocoeliidae
Source: the annotation of a GenBank genome assembly
AUGAUGGCUCUAAUACAUGUUUCACUUUUCAGCUCCAAACCAAAUUCUUUUUUCAUUUACCUAAUGUUCAUGGCCGAGAGCACGAAUAUCCUUAUGGAUGGAGCUCUUCGUAUGCUGGUCAAGCCAGGAAGCAAGAUGAGAAAUCUGGUCCCGUUUGCUGUCGAAAAGUUCAAAUCGAAUGACUGCCAAAAGGUGGUUUGGACUAGCGUAGGCGGAGCGACAGGGAAGACUGUCAGUUGUGCCGAGCAAUUCAAACAGUUGGUAGCAUCUGCGCAAACACCUUCCUCUAGCACAGACAGCCAGACCUUGUACCAGUUUGUCGAUAUUCGUUACGACAGGCGUCUUUGUGUUGAUCCCGUCGCCUCCGUUCGAUACUGCUUGGAAGAACCGUGUAUCAGUAUUUACAUUUCGAAGACGCCUCUACCGCAAGGUGGUCCCGUCUCACUAUCCCUAACGAGCUCAUCAUUUUUGGAGUCUAUAAGUGCGGCUAGCUCUGCGGAAACCUUAGUAAAACCUCCAACUCGCCGCUGCCUGGCGCACAAGAAAAGGCGCAAAAGGGAUCGGACCAACGACAUGCCGAGGACGAACCCACAAACCAGCGAUCAGGAGUCUCUGAUUGCCGGCGAUCCGUUGGACGAAUCUCCUCUUUCAUCUUUUGUAUCGGAGUCCCCAAGGCUUGCACCUGCUUUGCAGUUCGUAUCAGCCAGCAUCAAUGAAUCAAUGCACAAGAAUCGAAAGCGAAAACGUUGAACGCGCUUUCCUUAAUUGUCUACCUCUCACGUCAUUCAUCUUCAGUCUGCUGCCUCGCAGAUCAAUUGCUUCCUUUUAUAAGAAUGCACUUAUCUAUAUUUCGAUUGUAUUGGAUUCAAAUUGCAAUGUACAUCUCAUGUGGAGAGCGUUUUGUUGGUUUUAUGUUGCGGUGUACAACUGAAGUCCACUUUCGAUCAAGCCACUUUGUCCGUUGCUACACGCUGGAUCACCAGUUUUAGCGCUUUUUAUUACAGCCUCUUCUAUCCAUGGGGCCACUCGGAAUGCGGGCUUCACUGGAUUGUCCCACUUUAAUUUGAGAUCACGGCUUGGAAGCUCUCCGUUUGUGAUUGGAUACGUCUGAUCCGUAUGAACGGGGCUCAAAAUG